Molecule: messenger RNA, 1093 nt
Organism: Drosophila virilis
Lineage: Eukaryota; Metazoa; Arthropoda; Insecta; Diptera; Drosophilidae
Product: ras-related protein ORAB-1
Biological process (GO): cellular response to insulin stimulus
Cellular component (GO): insulin-responsive compartment; Golgi apparatus; recycling endosome
Molecular function (GO): GTP binding; GTPase activity
Source: RefSeq, a predicted model, not a curated record
AACCCGGACUGUUGGCCUCAUUCAUUAGCUCAGCUCGUACAUAAAAAAUCAAUCAAUUCAGAAACUAGUUACAAAUAAUUCCCCAUUUUGAAUAUGGAUGAGCGUUAUGUGUUCAAGAUACUGAUGCUGGGCGAUGCGGGCGUGGGCAAGACGUGUCUGCUGCAGCGCUUUGUGGAGAAUCGUUUUACCGGCAAUUACAAGUGCACGGUGGGCGUGGACUCGAAGAUACGCACCGUCGAAAUCUCCGGGCAUAAGGUGAAGCUACAGAUCUGGGAUACGGCCGGUGAGGAGCGCUACCGUUCGAUGAUGAGCUCCUAUUACCGUCACGUUCAGGGCAUAAUCCUGGUCUUUGAUACAACACGUCGUCGCAGCUAUCAGAACGUCGACUACUGGCUCAAGGAGAUUGACAAGCACGCAGCGACGAAUGUGCGCAUCCUGCUGGUGGGCAACAAAUGCGACGCAUUCCAGGGCCGUCAGGUGUGCCAACAGUCGGCGGCCAUUUAUGCCGAAAGUCUGGGCGUCACCUAUGUGGAGGCCUCUGCCGUCACUGGCGCCAAUGUGGAGCGUCUUUUCGCCAAUCUGGCGGUCAGCAUAUUCGAUACACACGUGGAACGCAAUCGGCCCGGCACCGUAUUUCCGGCUGAAGACAAGAAUGCAGUUACUCUUAAGCAAGGCACUGGCAUACGCGAUUUCUGUUGCUAAGCUUCAAUUAUGGUCUUUUCUAUUUAUUUUAUUACAUUGAAAUUGCAUGUAACAACCCUCCCACGCACACUCAAGUAACGGCCAGAAGCUGCCCCUGUUUCGGCUGUGGCAAUCAAAUCGUGCACCAAUUGCCCGGCAACAAUUUGCUUGGGCUUACUUUGAUGACCUGACAGCCUAACUCCUAUGCACCCCAACUGCUCAUCCGGCACAGCUCGUUAAACUGAAGCUAAAUCCGUGCCAUCAUGGGCCACAAACUAUAUUUGUGCACAGUUUUGGUAACAUAGCGUUCGCCUUAAGAGUGGCCAGUUUAUGUUUAUGCAUCAUUUGUUUUAUUUUUUAACAGCUUGCUUAAUUCCUACUUAUGUGUAUUUAGUUGCAUAUAAAAAAAAAA